This is a messenger RNA of Cladophialophora psammophila CBS 110553, 465 nucleotides long. RefSeq lists its product as uncharacterized. Lineage: Eukaryota; Fungi; Ascomycota; Eurotiomycetes; Chaetothyriales; Herpotrichiellaceae. The record is from RefSeq and is a predicted model, not a curated record. The transcript is spliced from 2 exons. Bases 1 to 465 code for a protein of 154 amino acids.
AUGUCUGCCUUUCUCGAUAAGUUGAAGGUGACUAGAAGCGAAGGGAUGUCUGGCAUUGGGCCCGAUCAAGGCGCCCUGAGAGACAAACUUGAAAUGUCAAAUGAGCAAUGUUCAGGAGCAGAUUUCAGUGACGAGCUAGGCAGUGGCAAGGGCCAAGAGCUAGACCGAGCACCCAAUGCCUUUGGUGGGCCGUCCUUUGGUCGAACCAGCGCAAUCCCGAGGCAUGAAUCUGAAGCAUUGAACAAGGUGGAUCCUAGGAUUGGAUAUGAUGCAGAUGAAAUUCGUCAGGAGGAAUUGGAACGUUACGAAACAAAGUACGGCAAGCCUUCUGGUAACAUCUCCGACGCUCGGAUGCGUGGAACGGAAAUGGCGGGCAUCGGUCCAGAUCAGAGCGCCCUCGCUCAGACUCCGGGGUUUCGAGCCAAAUUGCAUGAGCAGAGAAAGGCAGAUCGACCUGAAAAGUGA